AAGAAAAAAGAAAAAAUGCAAUCCGAACACUACCGCAAAAUCGAACUCCAAUCCCCCGCAGACCUAACCUACCUCUACACCAACGCGAUCGCCCUAUCGCGUCAAAAGCUCGAUUUACACUUCCCGCCGUCCGCGUCAUAUUCACAAAAUGGUAAUCAGCUGGAUCCGAUGAAGGAGCGUGUUAAGGAGCUUGUAGAUGAUUUCAUCCGGCAAACAUACACCUACGCCUCCGACUCCCUAAGCAUAAACGGUCUCGAAUUUGAUUCUGCUUCUCUCUCUGCAGCUGCAGCAGCAUCAAAGUCAAAAGGGUCUGCGUUACCGUUUCCAGCGACAUUCUCGGCGCCCGAUGAAACAGUGGAAUAUGAACCGUACGAUGGGAAACUUGCUUCGCGUGUAAGUUCGUUGUAUGCGCAACUUGAGUCGUUAACGACUACGGUAGCGCAAUUAAGACGUGAUGCGCCGCGAAAGACGGCGAGGAUGUAUGCUGGAAAUCUGAAGAAGAUUUUGGAUCGAGAGGAUGAGGAAUUUCAACGACAACAACAACAGCAGGAAGAAGAAGAGCAGGGGAAAAGGAAACGCAGACGAAUUGAUAAUGAUAAAGAUGGCGAUGAUACGAAUAUACACGAGGAAGAAGAGGAAGAAGAAGAAGGAAUAAAUCCAGAAUACAGACUCGAUAUCCCCUUUGGUACUGCGGCGGAACGUGAACGAUGGCACAGCGGUGAAAUAGCAGAGAUUUAUACAGAUACGUUGCGGACAUUACUCCGAUUGCAAGGGGAGGAAUUAGCCGGUACAGAAGCGGAUACAGAGGAUAGUGAUAAGAAGGCUAUAUCUACGACUGUGGCAACGGCGGAGAGGGCGGAGAGAGCUGUUGAGGUUGUCGAAAAGAUGGUUUAG
This is a messenger RNA of Talaromyces stipitatus ATCC 10500, 894 nucleotides long. RefSeq lists its product as uncharacterized. Gene Ontology annotation, biological process: mitotic sister chromatid segregation. NCBI's taxonomy places the organism in Eukaryota, Fungi, Ascomycota, Eurotiomycetes, Eurotiales, Trichocomaceae. Gene Ontology annotation, cellular component: kinetochore; MIS12/MIND type complex. The transcript is spliced from 2 exons. The record is from RefSeq and is a predicted model, not a curated record. Bases 16 to 894 code for a protein of 292 amino acids.